AAGGGAGAUUUGGAUCACUAAUCAGUUGCAUCUCUUAGAUAAGUCACAUAACAAGCAUACGACUUCUACUGUGCACAAUUUUUUCUUCAUUACAUGUCAACACUGGAGUUUUAGAAGUACUUUGCUCAAAGUGCGGCUACUGAGAGGUAAGCAACGUUGACCGUACUUUAUCGUUGAUCUGAAGUAAACGUCACACGAUGGACUUAACAUCAUCAUUUUCAAUCGACAAUAUAUUAAGAAGUAAUCCAUCUUCGAGAAAUGCCAGACAGAUGUUUGAUGAACCGAAGGCACCGCAGGCUCUCACAUUAGCAGAGCGCUUGGCAGAUAUAAUCCUAGAGGUACAUUACAGCUCUACAAGGGGAAAACACCGACGUUCUCGCACAGCUUUCACGUAUCAACAGCUUCAGCUUCUUGAAAACACAUUCACAAAGACACAUUACCCGGAUGUGGUUAUGAGGGAACAGCUCGCAACUUGGACAAAUCUUCCAGAGUCAAGGAUUCAGGUUUGGUUUAAAAACAGACGAGCAAAGUACAGAAAGCAAGAAAAAGUAACAAAAUUCCCCAAGCCAAGUAACCAUAGCAGCAUAUCUUACAAAUCAGAUAACCAUGUCAAAAUCAGCAUUCAUGAUACAACUGGGCGAACUUCUAUUCCUGUUCCUCCAAGUAUCGCUAUUGGUGGGGAGACCCCAUCGGCAGAAACAAGAGAAGUAGCGACUGCACUUGGAUCAAGAGCGAGCCCUGGACGGAAUUCAAAAGAAGCUGCUCAGGUGUUUUCCCACCAAAGACAGCCGUACACUUUUGAACAAUAUCCUGUUAGGCAGUAUGAUACUUCCUGGCAUUGUUCCAUGCCAGCCACAUACACAUCAACUCAUGAUUGCUCUCUCCAUGGUUGCCGUGGUAACGAAGUCGAUACGAGUGGAGGUCAAAAGGAAUUGAAUUCACGCUGUAUAAGGAAACCAACUUCAUCUAGUGUUGAUCUAUGGCGUUCUCAAGCAGGAUUACGAAAUGGCAUUUGCUCAGGUCCUGUCGGCUGCAGGCCGUAUUAACCCUUCUAUGAAUAUGACGUUCGCUUCUGUAUAACCCUUUUAAUAACAUGUUUCCGUUAUCCUAUUACCUAUGAUUCCAUGAAGAAAUAACUAAUUUGACUGGAUAAAUGAAGCCAUUAAAGAGCGCCUUUAAGUUAACCAUGGACACAAACAGACGGAAAAAUUGUUCUCUGGAACUAUUGAGGUUCCUUUUUCGGUACCGAUUUGUUAUAUUCAACCGGUUAACUGUCACUGAAAAUCGUAGAAAAUCAGGCUAACAUAAUUUCAUUGCUUGAAUGACAAUUACGUCUAGGGCAAGGUUUCCGUAGACAAAACUGAAAUUUGAAAUGAACAAUUUGAACACUUCUUGUUUAACCUUCAAUGUUUGAAGCUGCGUCUUGUACUGAUAAAAGUAGAU
Molecule: messenger RNA, 1443 nt
Organism: Pocillopora verrucosa
Lineage: Eukaryota; Metazoa; Cnidaria; Anthozoa; Scleractinia; Pocilloporidae
Product: diencephalon/mesencephalon homeobox protein 1-A
Biological process (GO): regulation of transcription by RNA polymerase II
Molecular function (GO): DNA-binding transcription factor activity, RNA polymerase II-specific; RNA polymerase II transcription regulatory region sequence-specific DNA binding
Source: RefSeq, a predicted model, not a curated record